Messenger RNA from Ambispora gerdemannii, 186 nucleotides. The record is from the annotation of a GenBank genome assembly. Lineage: Eukaryota; Fungi; Glomeromycota; Glomeromycetes; Archaeosporales; Ambisporaceae.
AUGAACCAAAAAUUACAAAAGCAAAUAACAAGUAAAUUAGAAACCUUAGAAAAGGUUAUUGAGAAAAUCCCGGCGAAACUAAAAGAAGCCUUAGCUUUACUAGAAGAUAAAAAAGACAAAAAACUGGAUGAUUGGGGCCAACCGAUAAUUCUGGAAGUAGGCAUUUUAAGUUUACUGGAUGAUUGA